This is a messenger RNA of Ectocarpus siliculosus, 1845 nucleotides long. NCBI's taxonomy places the organism in Eukaryota, Phaeophyceae, Ectocarpales, Ectocarpaceae. The record is from the annotation of a GenBank genome assembly.
AUGACUAAGGACCUUCACGACAGGGCUGAAAGGUUGAGAAAACAGGGCAAGUACGCUGAGGCGGACCCUGUGUACCUGGAAGCUAUCGAGAUCCAGCAGAAGACGAUAGGUCCUGACCACCCAGAAUUUGUCAAAACGCUCAAUGGCCGAGCCUUAUCAUUGAAGGGUCAGGGCAAUUAUGCCGAGGCGGAUUCUCUGUCCCUCCGAGCUAUCGAGAUUGUAGAGAAAACGUUGGGCCCUGCCCACCCCAAUCUUGCUCCAUGUCUCAGCAUCCGGGCAUCAAUUUUGAAGGAACAGGGGAAGUACGCUGAGGCAGGCCCUCUGACGCUUCGAGCUAUCAAGAUUGGAGAGAAGACACUGGGUCCCGGCCACCCUGAUGUUGCUGGAUGGCUCAGCAAUCGGGCGGAUUUAUUGCGUGCAGAGUGCAAGUACGCUGAGGCAGAUGCUCUGUACGUUCGAGCUAUCGAGAUCGGAGAAAACACGCUAGGCCCUGAGCACCCCGAUCUUGCUACGAGGCUCAGCAACCGGGCUUUGGUGUUAAGAGCACAGUGGAAGAUUCCUGAGGCGGACUCUCUGUCCCUUCGAGCUACCGACAUCGGGGAGAAAACGCUAGGCCCUGAGCACCCUGACCAUGCUGCAAUUCUCACUGCUCGGGCGUGGGUGCUAGCGGCACAGGGCAAGAAUUCUGAGGCAGGCCGUCUAUACCUUCGAGCCAUCGAGAUCGGGGAGAUGACAUUGGGUCCCGACCACUUGAUGGUUGCCACCAUGCUCAACAGCCGGGCGUUGUUUUUGGAGAAACAGGGCAAGCAUGCGGAGGCCGAGCCUCUGUACGUUCGAGCUAUCGACACAUUGGGCCCUGACCACCCUGAUUUCGCGGUAUGGCUCGGCAACCGGGCGUCAUUGCUAGAGAAGCGGGGUAAGCAUACGGAGGCCGACUCUCUGUCCCUUCGAGCUAUCGCCAUUAGGGAGAGAACCCUGGGACCCGACCACCCCGAUUUUUCUCGAUGGCUGGUCAACCGGGCGUCGUUGUUAGAGAAACAGAAACAGGGCAAGGGUUCUGAAGCGGGCCGGCUAUACCUUCGAGCCAUCCAGAUUGGAGAGAAAACUCUGGGCCCUGACCACCUGCAGCUGGCCGCCAUGCUAAACAAUUGGGCGGUAGUCGUGGAGAAACAGGGCAAGUAUACUGAGGCAGACCCUCUGUAUCUUCGAGCUAUCGACAUCGGGGAGCGGGUGCUGGGCCGUGACCACCCGGAUUUUGGUGUUUGGCUGGGCAAUCGGGCGUCCUUGUUGGUCAAACAGAAUCAGGGCUAUUUUCCUGAGGCGGAUCAUCUGUACCUUCGAGCCAUCGACAUUGGUGAGAGGACAUUAGGCCCUGACCACCCGGACUUCGCUGUACGACUCGGCAAUAGGGCGUCAUUGUUAGUUAAACAGGGCAAGGAUUCUGAGGCGGACCGUCUCUAUCUUCGAGCCAUCGAGAUUGGGGAGAAGACGUUGGGCCCUUCCCACGUGCAGCUUGCCGCCAUGCUCAACAACAGGGCGAUAUUUUUAACGAAGCAGGGCAAGUAUUCUGAGGCGGACCCUCUGUACCUUCGAGCUAUCGACAUUGGGGAGAGGACAUUGGGGCCCGACCACCCGGAUUUUGCUGUAUGGCUCGGCAACCGGACGUCGUUGUUAGAGAAACAGGGAAGGUACAGGGAAGCAAUCCCACUCUUGGAGAGGAUCGUUUCAUCCCAGACGAAGAAUCUGGGAGAAAAUCAUCACGACACGGUCGACGCUCGGAAUAGACUGAAGCGUAUUCAAAAGCACACGAUGUCAAUCGCCUACCUCAAGAACCUUCGAAAAUGA